AUGAAGGAAUUGAAGGAGCCGGAGAUAACCUUAUUCGGUAGGAAAAUUGUGCUGCCGGAGAACGGCGGCGAGGACUCCUCCGGCAAAAUUGACGGCGGCGAUUGCGACCUAUGUGAGGAAGCGAGCGAUGGAGGGAAAGGAGAGGAGGUCAAAGCCGAGGAUGAAAACCGGCCGUUGAUUGAUGAGGACCAAAUAGCAGAUGGAACCGAAAGAAAGCCCCAAGAAGAGGAUCCAUGCCCCAACGAAUCAAAAGACACUAAUUCCUCUUCCGGGCCGGACGAGAACCUCAAAACUUCUCCUGUCGAUGAGGACACAGUCUCUGAGAACACCCACAAGCCCGAAACCGAACAAACCCCAAAUGGGCCCCAAAAGGCCCUCAAGAAGCCCGACAAGAUCCUCCCUUGCCCGCGCUGCAACAGCAUGGACACCAAAUUCUGCUACUACAACAACUACAACGUGAACCAGCCACGCCACUUUUGCAAGAGCUGCCAGCGGUACUGGACAGCUGGCGGCACCAUGAGGAAUGUUCCGGUGGGCGCCGGCCGCCGCAAGACAAAGAGCUCCUCCGCCUCCUCCGACUGCCGCCACAUCACAAUCUCCGAGGCCCUUCAGGCCGCCGCCAGAGCCGAUCCCUCUGGUGGUUACAAGCCCAACGGCACCGUCCUGUCAUUUGGGCCUACUGGGCCGGGGCCCGACUCGCCAUUAUGUGAAUCUAUGGCCUCAGCCCUGAACCUCGCCGACAAAAGAGCCCAACAUGGGGAUAAGAAUGGGCCGGAUGGAGUGGAAAACGGGACAAGACAACCCGUGAUCCAUAAUAUAAACGGGAUUCAUAUUCCGGUCCCAUGCGUCCCAUGGAAUUUCCCUGUGCCUCUACCGGCGGUAUGCCCAGUGCCCUUUUACCCGACAGCUUACUGGAAUUUCAGUUUGCCGAACACAUGGAGUUAUCCUUAUCCAUGGUUAAAGGCACAAUCUUUAUCCACAAAUCAAAACGCGACAGGUGGAUCGGGCCCAGGGUCCCCGCUCGGUAAGCAUUCGAGAAAUGGGGAGUUGCUUAAUGCGAAUGGUUUGGAAAAUAAAGAUAAAUCAGAAAUAUCUAUCGUGGUACCUAAAACUUUGAGGAUAGAUGAUCCCGAAGAGGCUGCCAAGAGUUCUAUAUGGGAAACAUUGGGGAUUAAAUACGACUCGGCUAGUAGAGAGGGUCUUUUUAAGGCAUUGCAGCCGAAGGGUAAAGAGGGAAAAAUUAAAGUCCGGGACUCGCCUGUGAUGCAGGCGAAUCCUGCAGCUUUGUCUCGGUCAAUCAGCUUUCAAGAGGGUGCUUGA
Molecule: messenger RNA, 1320 nt
Organism: Striga hermonthica
Lineage: Eukaryota; Viridiplantae; Streptophyta; Magnoliopsida; Lamiales; Orobanchaceae
Source: the annotation of a GenBank genome assembly